Molecule: messenger RNA, 1011 nt
Organism: Cloeon dipterum
Lineage: Eukaryota; Metazoa; Arthropoda; Insecta; Ephemeroptera; Baetidae
Product: protein OPI10 homolog
Exons: 2
Coding region: 222-815 (197 amino acids)
Biological process (GO): protein import into nucleus
Cellular component (GO): cytosol; nucleus
Molecular function (GO): Hsp70 protein binding; nuclear import signal receptor activity
Source: RefSeq, a predicted model, not a curated record
GUAAAAAGGAUAAAAAGAAUAGUUCUAGACUCUUCCCGGCUGAUCCAGUCUACGCGUGCGUUUGUUUUCUUUUUCAAAUAUAUUAAUGCGUACUGUAACAUCGCACUGGGUUGUAAUUCUGGAGAGGAAAAAAGUGAUUGCAUAGUUAAGAUUUAUUCUGUUCCCUACUGAAAAUUGAGUUCUAGUUUUAAAAACUUCAAAGCACUUUGACAGUUUUUAACAUGUUUGCUGUUAUGGUUACAGGAAGACUUGCUCAGACACAAUGCGAGCAUAUCACCGAAACGCAAUCAGUCUUCACGAUUCCCGACGCGGACAACAUCAACCACAUCGUCGUAUUCAUGACAGGCAGCGUCCCGUUCCCUGAUGGCUUUGGUGCUCAGGUGUACUUCAGUUGGCCAGAACCGAAUGCACCCCCAACGUGGUUGCUGCUUGGUCACCUGUCCAAUGAAAAGCCAUCUGCCAUUUUCAAAGUGUCAGGCCUGAAACACGCGCCCAACACGGUCAUCGACCCAAUGCAGUUCGGACAGCAGCAGUUUUCUCAUCUCGCACAGAUUGGACUUUCUAUCGAACCAUUAUUUACCAUUCAACAGUCAACACCUGCCAUCGCCUCGGAGCCAUUUAAAGGGUCAAAGUUUGCGGAGUUCACGCAGAAAAUGCUUGACAACUUUGUCAAUUACUUGUCAAGUUUUGGAAUCACUCAAGCCGAGAUGACACCAACUCCUAAUGAGACCUUUCUUCCUAUGUCCAAGAUGCAAACCUGGUAUGCCAAUUUCCAGCGCCGCCUAGCACAAAAUCCGGACUUUGUCUUUUGUUGAAAUUCGGACUUAAGCUGAGCAGCAGACUGAUGAAGACUUAGGCUGCCUUUGAAAUGCGAUUGAUUGUGUGUGUCAGUGCGUGUUUUUAAAUGUUUCUAGAGGAUUGUAAACUAAGUAAACAACUUUCUCACUUAAAUUCCAGCUAUACAAAUUUAUUUGCUGGCUUUCCCUGUUGACAUUAAAUAUUUUUUUCAAA